Molecule: messenger RNA, 204 nt
Organism: Tuber aestivum (summer truffle)
Lineage: Eukaryota; Fungi; Ascomycota; Pezizomycetes; Pezizales; Tuberaceae
Source: the annotation of a GenBank genome assembly
GAGACCUCCAAAACGCCAUUGAUCACGGCCAGGAAGCAUUAACUGCUACCCCUCAAAAUCACCCAGCUCGAGCGACGCGGCACAACAACUUGGGAUACUUGUUGUCUUCAAGGUUUGAGAGGACAGGAGACCUAGGAGACCUCCAAAAAGCCAUUGAGCACGCCGAGCAGGCGCUAGCUGCUACCCCCCGUGAUCACCCACUCC